AGAGUGCGGCUGUACGGGGAGGGAAGGCCGCGGCCGGCGUCAGAGCGGGGAUACAGCUCCUCUAUCGGCUGCCUUCCCCUGCGGUCGGCGAGGAGACUCCACCGAGGCGCGCCUGCUCCCUCCUCCGCUCGCACCGUGGCGCCCCACACGAACACGGCCGCCCCGCGUCCCUGUGUGGGCAAAGGCGGCCGUGCCCCACACAGACAUGGCGGCGGAGGCCGCGACGGUGGCCGGGAGGGGCCAGAGUCGGGCGGCAUGCCCUGCUCAAAGAUGGCCGGCAGCGGCUUCGGCGUGUCCGGAGGUCAGGGGUGAGGGGUGGCGGCGGCGCUGGCCGGGCUCCGGGAAGAUGGCAGAGAGCGAGCGGCGGGCAGGCACCUCUGAGGAGGUGGUUCCUCCCCUCCAGCAGAGCUUCAUGAUCCCCAAAAAGGAGAUAAACAUGGUUUCUGACAUGGCCAAGUGGAAGCGCUCUCAGGCAUAUGCAGAUUACAUGGGCUUCAUCCUCACUCUGAAUGAAGGUGUCAGGGGCAAGAAGCUGACCUGUGACUACAAAGUUUCAGAGCCUAUUGAAAAACUGGUGGCUCUUCUGAACACCCUUGACAGAUGGAUCGAUGAGACCCCACCAGUGGAUCAACCUUCUCGCUUUGGGAACAAAGCCUUCAGGACCUGGUACUCCAAACUGGACCAGGAGGCAGAAAAGUUGGUGGCCACAGUGAUUCCCAAGCACCUGGCUGCUGCUGCACCAGAGGUGGCCGUGUACCUGAAGGAAUCCGUGGGCAACUCCACCCGCAUUGACUAUGGCACAGGGCACGAAGCUGCAUUUGCAGCAUUUCUCUGCUGCCUCUGCAAAAUCGGUGUGCUCAGAGUGGAUGACCAGAUGGCCAUUGUCUUUAAAGUAUUUAACAGGUACCUAGAAGUGAUGCGAAAACUUCAGAAGACCUACAGGAUGGAACCUGCUGGCAGCCAGGGCGUGUGGGGCCUGGAUGACUUCCAGUUUCUACCUUUCAUAUGGGGCAGCUCCCAGCUGAUAGACCAUCCAAAUCUGGAGCCUCGACACUUUGUUGAUGAAAAGGUGGUAAAUGAAAACCAUAAGGACUUCAUGUUCCUGGAGUGCAUCCUCUUCAUUACAGAGAUGAAGACUGGCCCCUUUGCUGAGCACUCCAACCAGCUCUGGAACAUCAGUGCUGUGCCCUCCUGGUCCAAGGUCAACCAGGGCCUCAUCCGCAUGUACAAGGCAGAGUGCCUGGAGAAGUUUCCUGUGAUCCAGCACUUUAAGUUUGGCAGCCUGCUCCCCAUCCAGCCCGUGACGUCCUAAGGAGCCUGCGGCAGGGGUCGUGGCAGCGGAGGCGCAGCGCCAACCUCUUCCUCCUCCUCCUCCUCCUCCUCACGCCCUGCUCCUCGCCUGUGACACACAGCCCAUCCACUCCUGCACAUCCUCAUGGACAACCAUAGAUCCAAAGCCCUUGCACAGGAGAUGGGCCCUGGGGAGGCUCCUCCUGGGGAGGCCUCGCCAGCGACGCAGCUGCACGGCUCUGGGCGUGUGAAGGGGUUUGAGUAGGGGCUGCCUGGCAGCAAGGGCCCUCUGCUUCCUUUCCUGGGAGGAAGGGGGUGUGGAGAGGAGGAAGGCACAUGUGUGUGUGUGUGUGUGUGUGUGUGUGUGUGUAUGUGUGUGUGCUGGGCAGUGGUAACUGCAGUUUCCCUUUUGAAUUUCAUUGAAGUUUCCUGUUGCUGUUUGGUUUGGGAAACCACUGCGAGGAGCGAGGUGUGAGCCUGCACGAGUGUGCAGACAGCCAGCUCUCCUUGCACAGGGAGGUCUGAAAUGGGCAGAGGAAGUUGUAGGGAAUGUCUGUAGUUUGCUGGAAGCCCAGGGUGCCAUCUCUCCCUUUUUUCUAGGUAACAGAAGCCCCCUCCCUCCAUCUUUUCCACACGUUUCCCUGGGGCUGCCUUUCCCUCUCCCGCGUCUUCUCUGGGGUGAAGCUGGGAACUCUGUGGGAUGUUGGGGUCUGAGCUGGUUCUGGAGCUGGAGACAAGGUCCCUGGAGGGACCUGGCUCUGUGGGAACAGCUAUGCAAAUCCACUGCUUGAGUGGUGCCUGCUCAGGCUCCCUCUUAACGGGCACAAACCCUCCCCUGUUCACACACACUUGGGCUGCUCUGCCCUCUACCCUCCCUGUCUCCUCCUCCAUGCUUUGCUGCCCCAGGGCUGGGUUGGCCUCAGUAACACAAGGUGCCUGUGGUUUUAAAUUGUAGUGACAGCCUCAUAGCAAAGGGAUUUCCCCACGAAGCAGCAUGUUCCCCAGCUCUUAGGGAGGCAUCCCCAGAGCAGAGGCAGCAUGAGGGGGCCAAUCAUGCAGCUUUACAUGCAUUUAUAUGCUUGUGCUGGAAACCAAAAGUACAAACAGCCCAGGACAGUGGGUUCUACCUGGAGAAAGCUCUUCCCCUUUGCCAUUCCCUCCUGCUGUUGCUGUGCUGGGCAGAGGGAUCCCACUUCUAGUGCCACCAGCAGCAGCAUGUUGAAGGUGGGUGAGGAAUGGAGCCAUGGGCAGGAGCACCCCAGCAGCAGCACGGGGAGGGCAGGAGGGGCUGCUGCUGGGUUUGAGGUGAGCUGUCAUGUCCACAGCUCUUGACCAAUGUUGUCCACAAGUUUGCAACUGGAGAGGGGAUGUUUCUUCUUGGGGGUCCCAGGGCAGAUGAGGGGGGGACAGGGCUCCUUUCCCUGGCAGUCCCACAGACCAGGCUGCUCAGCUUUGCUGCUGCACUGUUUUGCUGCUGGGGGGAGCCUGCUUGGCAACUUCUUAUUGUCCACAAUGUUAGUUUUGCCAGACCUACUUGCUACUUCUUGUAAAAGGUUCUUGCAGGUGCUCAGAGGAGGGAGAGCAAGAGAAGAGCUUAAAUUAAGAGGCAGUGAAAUGCAGAUGCCCGCAGAGCUUUCUAGUCCUGCUGCUGUCCUGCCUGCUGCUGGCUCAGCCCUGGGCAAGGGGUGAGAGGCAGGCAUGUCUUGAGCUGCCUGAAACAACUCUUACAAACUUGCAUUUUAAAUGAAGAUGGAAGGCUGGGGUUAACUCUUGUUUUACUCCUAAAUGGGGCUUGUGUUUUGCCUCGGCUUUCCAAACAGAUCCACUCCUGGAGAUCAGUGUGUUUGCUGGGACAUGAGUCUGUCUCCAGAGGAGCAGUUUAGCAGCCAGUUCUUGGAGUAGAGACCUGGGGCAUCUCUGCCUGUGCCCCCUCACCUUGCUGCAUGGCUUUUGGCAAGUGGCAGCAGGCUUUAAAUGGCUGUGCAGCAUCUGGCUGGCAAGGACUGAGCUAAAGGCUGUGGUUUCCCAAAGCAGCCCAAGGAUGGGAACACAUCUCCCCUGGUCACCUUAUGGAAAUGAGGCUUCCAUGCAAAAGGAUGGGUGGGAAUGUUGACCUCCAGGCAGGGGGAGGGACAGCAAGAACAUACAGUGAAAUACAGCACCAAAAAAAGGAUGGGAGGUGCUUCCUUCCCCUGCAGCUGCAGCCACUGCUCCCAGGGGACCCUGUCCCUGGGCUUGGGACCUGCAGAGGAGGUGGGAGGAGGCUCACGUAGAGCUCUGUGGCUCUUGCUUGCCUGAGUCUGCACAUCUGUCCUGCUGGGGGUUUUUGGACUUGAAGCAGCUAAUUCUUGUUUGAGUCCUGCCAGCCACUGAGGCUGUGCCCCUGUUAUGUUGCCACCAGCUCUUUGCCUCCCUCUGCCAUCGCUGCUUCUCAGGGCUCUGCUCCCCUCCCCGUGGGGCCACGCAUGUAGCAGCACCCAGAGCCUCUCGGGGUCCCCAGCAGCAUCCCCCAACCUCCUCCCACCUCCUGGUUUUGAUUAAAGUCUCUGUGUUUUGCA
Colius striatus (speckled mousebird) is the source of this 3848-nucleotide messenger RNA. RefSeq names its product protein phosphatase 2 phosphatase activator (gene PTPA). The record is from RefSeq and is a predicted model, not a curated record. NCBI's taxonomy places the organism in Eukaryota, Metazoa, Chordata, Aves, Coliiformes, Coliidae. Gene Ontology annotation, molecular function: protein tyrosine phosphatase activator activity; peptidyl-prolyl cis-trans isomerase activity. The transcript has 10 exons. The coding region runs from base 206 to 1312 and encodes 368 amino acids. Gene Ontology annotation, cellular component: protein phosphatase type 2A complex; cytoplasm; nucleus. Gene Ontology annotation, biological process: mitotic spindle organization.